CCUCAUUUUGCGGUCCGUAUUAAAUUGUGCACCGUGACAACGACAAAAUCCCCGGCCCGCCCACGACCGGAGGACCCUUUGCGAUUCCUUGGUCUCUGGCAGGUUUUCUCGCGCAACCCACGUCGAUUCCGCUGCUCUGUGACGCCUGUUGCCGCAGUCACAGGCUGAUCCUCUCCACCGCCCGCAUUUGCUGCCGUAGACUGGACGUGUGAGACGCGGCACUUGCGCACAGCUCACGCAGGCACGCCUGCUCCUCCAGUCUUCCCAAGCUCCCGUUUCGUAGAGGGACUGGACUGGACUGGAAGAUGGGACGCAAGAAGGCGGUGCCCCAGCCGCUCUCCAUACCACACACCAAUUUGAACAUCACAAGCAAGACCACUAGCUCUGCAACGACCUCCAACCCACCUGAGCCUACCGCUGCUGCCCAAGCCAUAUCCGCCGCGAACACGCUUACCCCGACUCCUGGGACCGCAUCGUCUACGUCGACAGGCCUCUCCCCAUCCGAUUCUAGAUCCCCAGCCUCUGCGAGCACACGCAUAUCGCCGUUCAGCAGCCGAUUUGCUCAGAAGCGCCCUCAGACUGCACGCGCCGGUCAACCCUCCAAGACCACCGACUUUGACCAGUUCGACCGACGUCGCCCCUCGCAACCAUCCGUCCAAGGCCCAGCACAAUCGCAGAAAGCUGCCGCCUAUCCUCACAUUGCUUCUACCUACAACCCCUCGAGCACAUCCCUCCGAUCAGUGCAAUCGGCAUCGCAAAGCCAAACACCAACCCAAGGUCAACAACCCCAGAAGCAAGUGCAGCACGAGCCCAAAAAGUCGAGAGGCUUCUUCCAUUUCGCGAAGCCCUCCAAGUCUUUCACUCAAUUCACAAGUCAACCUUCCUCCCACAAUUCGACACCCUCACGCGACGAAGCGCAACCAGUUGAACUAGAGCGCGCAGACACAUCCGGUUCCAAUCAAGCAGGUACGUGCGUGCGAGCGCUCCAGUCCCUCGCUUGAGCAAGGCGCAGUCAGAGGGAGCGCACAACUUCCAGUCUUCUGCUCGACGUCCCUUACGUGUGCUGGCUACUUUCGUCAGGGGCUCUGUUCGCUGAUUCAAUGACAUUAUAGGCUCCACCCAUCGCGACGCUG
Molecule: messenger RNA, 1133 nt
Organism: Emericellopsis atlantica
Lineage: Eukaryota; Fungi; Ascomycota; Sordariomycetes; Hypocreales; Bionectriaceae
Exons: 1
Coding region: 306-1001 (231 amino acids)
Source: RefSeq, a predicted model, not a curated record